AUGGCGUGUCCACUCAACCUGACCAGAGCUGUGCAGGGAGGAGAGGUAAGAAAACGGAAAACCGGAGGGGUCAAAAGCAGCACACUCAUGCCGCUGGCUACUUUAGAAUUUCCUCCCAAGAAGCUCUUUGGAAACAGGGAUGAACGAGUCGUCGCCGAGCGGCAAAAUCACUUAGAGAAAUACCUCAGAAGCUUCUUUAACGCGAUGCUCAACUCAGAGUCGUCCCCGCUGUAUGUAAACCAAGAGGGCCUGACCCUGUCGAAGCAUACAGUCUGUGAAUUUUCGUCGUUCUUCAAGAGAGGCGUGUUCGACUACAGCAGCCAUGGCACCAGUUAACCGGCCAAGAACAACCGCUGUGCCUCGUCUUCCGUUCCACUCCUUGAUGUCUGCACAAAGAACCUAACAUUUAUAUAUGUGGUAUUGUUUUUCAUUCUAGGAAAAUCCUACCAGAAAAACUGGCCGUUGGUAGCAGAUACGUAGGGCUGCUAAAUACAAACUUUUAAAGAGUUCUUCUGGUCAGCCCUUAGUUUAUUGCCUGCCAAUGGGAUGUGGAAACAGCUGAUUCCUACAAGUUCGUUUGAGAAAAAGGACAAAAUUCUCAUGCUGCAUUUGGAGCGGCUCACAAGCCGAAGUUCUUCCUUACAUAUGUUCUUGGGCAGUUUGUUACCGCCUUCCUUGACAAUUCCCGAGUUACUUUGAUUGCCCGUACUUUGAUUGCUUUCAGAGGAGCCCGUGCUUAAGCAGGUUCCCUGUUUCCUUUCAUUCCUUUUUCUUCUAAUUUUGUCGUCUCGGAUUCCUUCCCUGUUGAUGUGUUUCCCUCCUGAGAACCUCCGCACUUCAGCUGUUUGAUGAUGCUGCCUUUGUCUUCCACGUAUUCCUUUAAAUUUGAGCGUUUACAAAAUAUAUGCUGCGGAGGACUGGAAGUCUCUCAGGUUUUCUGCCCUUGAUUACACAGAUGUAGAACCACUUGUCAUCUAUUUAAAAGAAAUUGAAGCAAUAACUGUUCAGAUAAAAAAUGAGGCCAACUUCUGUGUUUUUUUUCAUGUUUUGAGUUAUACACAGAUUGCAACUGUAUAUUAUGUACUAUACAAUGCUGAUGGCUAGGCUUAAUAAAUGUGAAACGGACUCUGAUUUCUUCUCUUCUUUCAUUAUGGCUUUUCCUUAAAAGCGUAACCCUUGUCUCAUCGUUCUCAGUUGCAAGAAAAAUACUGUUUUGAAACUUACUCAGGGCUUAUCUAGAAUUGCACACGCAGAAGAGGGCUUCAGUACCCGUUUUGUGAAAAUGCGGACUGGGAAAAAAAAACAUUGUGACCUACAGUGAACGCAUGUAUAUGUUCUGUACAUAAUAAAAACCUGAAAAUUUAA
Sphaerodactylus townsendi is the source of this 1365-nucleotide messenger RNA. RefSeq names its product kinesin-like protein KIF16B. The record is from RefSeq and is a predicted model, not a curated record. Lineage: Eukaryota; Metazoa; Chordata; Lepidosauria; Squamata; Sphaerodactylidae. The coding region runs from base 1 to 336 and encodes 111 amino acids. The transcript is spliced from 3 exons. Gene Ontology annotation, molecular function: phosphatidylinositol binding.